This is a messenger RNA of Cynoglossus semilaevis (tongue sole), 6062 nucleotides long. It is a transcript of the gene ubr3, whose product is annotated as ubiquitin protein ligase E3 component n-recognin 3. Gene Ontology annotation, biological process: ubiquitin-dependent protein catabolic process via the N-end rule pathway; protein ubiquitination. Gene Ontology annotation, cellular component: cytoplasm; ubiquitin ligase complex. The transcript has 39 exons. Gene Ontology annotation, molecular function: zinc ion binding; ubiquitin protein ligase activity. NCBI's taxonomy places the organism in Eukaryota, Metazoa, Chordata, Actinopteri, Pleuronectiformes, Cynoglossidae. The record is from RefSeq and is a predicted model, not a curated record. The coding region runs from base 500 to 6034 and encodes 1844 amino acids.
CUAAAAACUUUAAUUAAAGCUUUAAUUAUUUCCCCAUAUUCAACAAAUGUAUACACAUCAUUUUCAAGUGAUUUAUAUUGUAUAGGAAAAGUAUCUGUUUUAUAUAAAGAUAAAAGGACAGCUUACAUGAAGGCGUUUCUUUAUAAACAUGGGACAAUAACUAACAGAAAAAAGCAGGGAUGCAACAUUAUGGAUGUGACGAGACUGGGGUGGUCCUGCACAGGGUUUGUUGUUGCCUGGAAACAGAAAUAACAAAACAACACUGACAUAGUGCCCGAGUUAAAUCUAAAACCAAAAGCAGCUAUUGCACUGAAGAUUUUAACAAAUACACCGGGCUCGUUGGAUUGAAAAACUGUAGGAAAAAUAAAUUAGUAUCUUUUUUACACCAAGGGAGUUGUUAGAAGUCCACCAGAAAACGCAACGAGCCAUAUCGCGAGAAAGCCCGAGAACAUGGUAGCAAGACAACAAAAAUAAAUUUGUGGACAACAAGCCAGAGUGCAUGAUGGCGGCGUCGCUGCUGCGCCGGGACAAGAAAGCUACUGCCGCCCACUUUAAGGCAGACUUGAACCGGACUGACAAUUCUUCCGGCGUCCGGCAACUACAGGAGCUGCUCGACGAGGUGCUAAAUCCAGAGAAACCAGCAACGGACACGGAGGCUCUUGACUGGUGUAAAUGUCUGAUUGCAGGAGGCGAAGGUUUCGAGGAGUUCUGCAAAACGGUCCGAUCCUAUGACAACGCUACUCUGUGCGGCUUGGUAUGGACCGCUAAUUUCGUGGCGUAUCGAUGCCGGACGUGUGGCAUCUCUCCGUGCAUGUCGCUGUGUGCUGAGUGCUUUAACAACGGGGACCAUACGGGCCAUGAUUUCAACAUGUUCAGGAGCCAGGCUGGCGGGGCCUGUGACUGUGGAGACAGUAAUGUCAUGCGAGAGAGUGGAUUUUGCAGACGGCAUCGGUUAAGAACUGGAGAAAAUAUACCUUUAAUACCUCGAGAUCUUCUUUUGAUGUCUGAGCUGGUUCUUCCUCGAUUUAUCCUGAGCACCAUCCAGUAUCUGAGGGAUGGAUACGUUGAGCCAGACACCUCAACAGAGAGAGAUCUUCACAAAGUUCUUCAGCAGCUGGAUCCUCAGAUCUCGUUCUUGGAGGAGCUCACAAAGAUGGGUGGAGCCAUGAGAACUGUGCUGACAAAGAUCUUGACAAAUCUGCAAACAUUCAAAGAGUUGAGCAUGGGCCAAGAAGAGAAUGCAUAUGCUAAAAACAACUACGACAAAUAUCUGUCAGCUUUGAAGAAUUCUGGCCUGGUGUCUGUGGAGGAGAAAGCCCAGGGUGCUACUGGAGAGGCUGCUGUCGGUGCAGAGGGGGGUGCAGGGGCAAUGGCCCUGUUAGGUGCCACUGCGCCUGGAAGUCCAGACGGGUCUGCCAAAGAGGAAGACCAAGAUGGAGGACAGUCAGUGGGUCAGAGGAAGAGGGUAAAGCUCAGCAGCAGUACCAAAGGUCCAAGGAUAAUUGAGUCACUGAAACACAAAUGCUUUCUGGAGGAGCUGUUGUUUUGGACAAUAAAAUAUGAGUUUCCCCAGAAGAUGGUCACUUUCCUACUGAACAUGUUGCCAGACCAAGAUUACAAGAUCAACUUUACAAAAACAUUUGUUCAGCAUUAUGCAUUCAUCAUGAAAACGCUGAUGAAGAGCCACGAGUCCGACACCAUGUCCAACCGCAUUGUACAUAUUAGUGUUCAGCUGUUCAGUAACAAGGAGCUGGCCCGACACAUGGCAGAGGAGUGUCAUCUUCUGGACAUCAUGGUCUCCGUGCUCCUCUACAUGAUGGAGAGUUGCCUUAUUAAAAGUGAACUUCAAGAUGAAGAAAACAAUCGCCACGUGGUGGUGAACUGCAGUGAGGCACUGCUGAAGAACAACACCUACUGGCCCUUAGUUAGUGAUUUUAUAAACAUCCUCUCACACCAAAGUGUAGCUAAGAAGUUCCUGGAGGACCACUCCUUGUUGAUGCUCUGGAUGAGCUUUGUGUCGUUUUUCCAGGGUAUGAACCUAAAUAAGCGAGAGUUAAAUGAACAUGUGGAAUUUGAGUCUCAGACAUACUAUGCAGCCUUUGCAGCCGAACUUGAGGCCUGUGCCCAACCAAUGUGGGGUCUGUUGGCACACUGCAAAUUCAAAGAGACUCAGGAAUAUACUAAAACUCUGGUACGCUAUUGUUUGGAGACCCUCCAGAUCUGGUUUGACGCCAUUACUUUCAUUGAUGAGCCGGCUCCAAACCAAGUUACCUUUCACCUGCCGCUGCACCGCUACUAUGCUUUGUUCCUCAGUAAGGCAAUAAAGUGCCAAGGCCUGGACCUGGACAGUCUCCUGCCUGAUCCAGAGAUGCUGAUGAAGAUUAUGGUGCACCCACUCCAGAUCCAGGCGUGUUUAUCGGAGAUCCACAGCAACAUGUGGGUCAGGAACGGGCUGCAGAUCAAAGGUCAAGCUAUGACCUACGUGCAGUCUCACUUCUGCAACUCCAUGAUUGACCCGGAUAUCUUCUUGCUCCAGGUGUGUGCGUCAAGGCUGGAUCCUGACUAUUUCAUCUCCAGUGUUUUCGAGAGGUUUAAAGUGGUCGACAUGUUGACCAUGGCUUCUCAGCAUCAGAAUGCUGUGUUGGACUCUGAGCAAGAGAGACCGAUGCUUGAAGGAGCUCUGACCUUUCUGGUCAUACUCACCAGCCUUCGUAUACACCUGGGAAUGACCGACGAUGAGAUCCUUCGGUCAGAGAUGGUCUCCCAGCUGUGUAUGAAUGACCGUACCCACAGUGCACUGCUGGACCUUAUUCCAGAGUACCCCAACCCUAAGAGUGGCAUUGGACCUGGGAGUUGUAGUUUUGAGGAGAUGCUCUCCGCUGUGGCUGAUUUCAAGGCUCCAGUGUUUGAGCCUGGAGGCUCCAUGCAGCAGGGCAUGUACACACCUAAAGCCGAGGUGUGGGAGAAGGAGUUUGACCCCAUCAUGGUCAUCCUCAGAACUGUGUAUCGACGCGAUGUCCAGUCAGCGAUGGACAGAUACUCAGCAUUCUUGAAACAAUCCGGCAUUCACACUGGCAACCCCUGGCCACCGUACAAGGAGAGAACACCUCUGCACCCCUGUUACAAAGGCCUCAUUAGGCUGCUGCACUGCAAGACGCUGCACAUUGUCAUUUUCACUCUCCUUUACAAGAUAUGGAUGGACCAUCAGAACAUGUCUGAGCAUGUGCUCUGUAUGGUGCUGUACCUGAUUGAGCUCGGACUGGACAAUCAAGUUCAAGACAACAAGGGAGAUGAGGAACCUUGCAUUGAGGAGCACUGCCACGACAGCUGGUUCCCUGGCAUUGACCUCCUCUCCAAUUUGCACCAUGUCAUCAAUUUUGUGAGGGUCCGGGUCCCUGAGACGGCUCCUGAAGUGAAGAGAGAGGCUCCGCCCAGCACCAGCACUGAAGCAUCCUCCUACGGACAGAACCUGCGUGAAGCUCAGAUGUUUAGCCUCGUGGCGGAGCGUAGGCGGAAGUUCCAGGAGAUAAUCAACCGCAGCAACACGGAAGCCGCUCAAGUCAUCAGGCCUAAGGGCUCAUCAACACGUUGGGUUCCACCUGGUUCUCCUCCCCAGAUGGUGACAGAGAUCCUAGAAAUCAGAGAAAGCAUGUUGUCCCUUCUCAUCAAGCUCCACCAGAAACUGACGUCCAAACAGAACUCUCUGUCGGCGUCCUGGCUAGAGGACAUGGACACCAGCCGUCACGGUCACGGAGACGGCAUUACCGCCAUUGAGCGCAUUCUCACCAAGGCGGCCACACGCAGCUGUCAAAUCAAGCGUAGCAUCCAGGACAUUUGUGGAAAGGUGUGUCCUCCAGUACCACCGAAGAAGAACAGUCCCACUGAUAAGAAAGCCAUGGACAAAGAGGAGAGGCGUCAAAGAGCGAGGGAGAGACAGCAGAAACUCCUCGCUGAAUUUGCCUCCAGACAGAAGAGCUUCAUGGAAACGGCAAUGGAUGUCGAAUCUCCUGAAGCGGAGGCAGCCAUGGAUUUAGGAGCAGCUGAAGUCAUGGAGUCUGAGGUUCUCUAUGAGUGUGUCAUCUGUGGUCAGAGUGGACCCUCCACUGAUGACCGGCCAAUCGGGCUGGUCGUUCUCCUACAGGCUUCCUCAGUUCUUGGUCAUCGCUGCAAAAACAAAGAGGCUAAGAAUCUACCGACGACAGAUGACGAGCACAUUUAUCCCACGGACACGUGUGGAGUGGCUCAUGACAUCAGGCUCACACUAAUGCAGCGCUUCUUCAAAGAUAGUUCUUGCCUGCAGUCUGUGUCAAUAGGUUGGGAUGGAGGUGUCUAUGUCCAGACCUGUGGACACACUUUGCAUAUAGAUUGCCACAAGUCCUACAUGGAGUCACUGAGGAAUGACCAGGUCCUCCAGGGUUUCUCUGUGGACAAGGGUGAGUUCACGUGUCCCCUCUGUCGCCAGUUUGCCAACAGUGUCCUCCCAUGUCGCCCUGGGCGGGGCACGGAGGUCGGAGGCUGGCACACGGCUACGAACAAAAAGACAAGUUUGCUGGUGAAAGAAGUGGAAGAUCUUCAGGACCAACUGGGCCUCUUCACGACUGAGUCCAACUUGAGUAAAGAGAUGGAGUUGGUCAUCAAAGACAUCAAAAACACCACGCAGAAGAAAUAUAUGGACUAUGGCAAGAACCCUGGUUCUCCUGACAAUGACUUCCUCUUCAUGUAUUCAGUAGCCAGAACUAACCUGGAGCUGGAGCUGGUGCACAGAGGAGGAAACCUGUGUUCUGGAGGAGCCAGUGCAGCUGCCAAACGCUCAUGUCUCAAUCAGCUGUUCCACGUGCUGGCCAUGCACAUGCGCCUCUACAGCAUCGACUCUGCCUAUAACCCCUGGACUAAACUGACUCAGAUUAUACAGAGCAAUGAGACAAAUAGUUUUGAUGACGAGAGACCCGAGGUGCCCAUGUUGUUUCGUGACGUGCCAUCCCUCCUCAUCAUCUUCGUGCUAACGAUGCCGCAGCCUCUGAGGAAAGAACAUUUCACCUGCGUGGUCAGGAUGCUGUACAAUCUGCAGUUCGUCCAGGCCCUGUCUACUCUGUCAACCAAGUUCAGCCCAGAGGAGAGACAAGCCUGGAGCACAUCUGGAGCUCUGAAGAAGAAUGCUGCGAACGCUGACCAGUCGUCUGAAGCUCUGCUCUGUCACGUCAUCAGCGAACUCUCCAAGGACAGGAGUGUUUUUAUGGAGAGCACGGAGGAAUCCUCAAUGCUGAGCUCCAGUGUGUGGUCCCCGCAGUCUAUCGAGUUCAACCUCCAGCAGUUCUGUUUGCCUUUCCUCCGCCUCUCCUGCCUCCUGCAGCAUCAUCUCUAUGGAGACAACCUAACUGGAUGCUCGGAGGAGGAGGAGUUUUCCUGUCUGGCUGCGUGUGUGGGGCUCUUACCCUCGGCCCCUCAGCCUUCCAACACUGUGCACAGUGCCUCAUGUCUGGAGUGGGCAGUCGGCGCCUGUGACCUGGUGUCACAGUGGUGUGCUGAGGUGACGGGGCUCUCUCAGCUGCAGACUGAGGAGUCACUGACCAUGCUUGUCCAGGAUCCUCAGUGGGCAGCCCCUCGCCUUUUGCAGCUCCCUGACAACUACAACAUCAUCUUCCAGUACUAUCACAGGAAGGCCUGCACUGCCUGCAAAAAGGUGCCAAAAGACCCUGCACUCUGCCUUGUUUGCGGCGCCUUCGUCUGUCUCAAGGGCCUGUGUUGCAAACAGCAGGGCAUUUGUGAAUGUGUAUUGCACUCUCAACACUGUGGCGCAGCUACAGGCAUCUUUCUACUAAUUAAUGCCUCAGUCAUCAUCAUUAUCCGAGGACAUCGGUUCUGCCUCUGGGGCUCGGUUUACCUCGAUGCCCAUGGAGAAGAGGACAGGGAUUUACGCCGGGGGAAACCUCUGUUCUUAUGUGAGGAGAGGUAUCGCGUGUUGGAGCUGCAGUGGGUUUCACACACCUUUGAUCACAUCAAUAAGCGUUGGGGGCCGCACUAUAAUGGACUCUAAGAUCUUCCAAAGCCCAGCUGAAAACGGC